Nerophis lumbriciformis (worm pipefish) is the source of this 2376-nucleotide messenger RNA. RefSeq names its product mastermind like transcriptional coactivator 2 (gene maml2). The record is from RefSeq and is a predicted model, not a curated record. Gene Ontology annotation, cellular component: nucleoplasm; nuclear speck. Gene Ontology annotation, biological process: Notch signaling pathway; positive regulation of transcription of Notch receptor target. Lineage: Eukaryota; Metazoa; Chordata; Actinopteri; Syngnathiformes; Syngnathidae. Gene Ontology annotation, molecular function: transcription coactivator activity.
GAAGAAGAAGAAGAAGAAACUUUGUCAUUGUCGUUCAAUGUUUCUGAUGACGUCAACAUUUGACGGACUCGGCUCGGUCUUGUUUGUACUUCGCCAAGCGGACUUCGAGCGUCGUUGGGUCGGCAAAGACUUUCUGGUCCGGGUGGAUGUGAUCCGAGCGCGGCUCCGAUAGUGCGCGCCUCCUCCGAGGGACUCAGGCCGGCAUGGGAGAGUCCGCCGCCGGCGCCUUCGCCCCGAUGCCGGGCGUGGGUGUGAGCUCCGUGGGCUCCGUGGGCCCGUCCAGAGGCUCCGCGGUGCCGCAGCUGCACGGCGCCAUCGUGGAGCGUCUGCGCGCCCGCAUCGAGCUGUGCCGCCGCCACCACUCCACCUGCGAGGACCGCUACCGGCGCGGCCAGGUGGAGACCUCGGACCGGGAGCACGAGAGCACGCUUCACCUGCUCAACGUCGUCCAGCAGGGACCCGGGAACCGGAAGAGCAAAGGCAGCCGCGCGUCCGGACUGCAGACUCCGGACUGUGCGGGGCCGAGUGGGUCGAGAGGACCGAGAGGACCGAGUCUCGGGGACCAGAGAGUCCUGCUGGAGGACAACAAGAUGUCCACACGCAUGGUGCUGCAGGGCUCGUUGAGGAGGAAGAUGGAGGCCCACCACUCCUGCCAGACCUUCUCCUCUCCCGACUUCAAGCGGGCGCGCUUGCAGGCGCCGUGCGAGCGGGACUUAGGCCACGCCCACUCCUCCAGGAAGCCCCUGGACGUGACCCUGAAGGAGAUGAAGCGGGAACCCGUGGAGGUGCGCUCCUGCGCCCAGGUGACCUUUGACCUGAAGGACGAAGGUCAGAUGGACCCGGACCUCCAGGACCUUUUCGACGAGCUCACCAAGUCGGUCCCGCCCCUGGACGAGCUGGACUUGGAGAAGAUGCUGAAGCAGGACGACACCUUCGCUCUGGACCUGGGCCGACCCGGCUCGGCGGGCCCGGAGAAGCCCAUCAAGAUGGAGAACUCCGCGGACUACGUUCAGGUCCUGGGCGGCUCCUCGCUCAGGCCGUCCCAGAAGGUGGGCGCCCAGAGGUCCAUGCCCUGCUGGCCCGACAUCUCCCACGCCCAGCAGCUCAAGCAGAUGGCGGCCAACCAGCAGCAGCCCGGCUCGCUUCUCCACCACCGCCAUCUUCUUCACCAUCAUCAUCAAGCCCCGCCUGCACCGCCAUGUUGGACGCCCACCGUCACCAAGGUGGCCAGCAGAGGUGCCCCCAGGUGCCCUUUCAGGUCCACCAAGAACCAGCAUCUGGACAUGAAGCCAGUCCUGCACUUCAGCUCCAAAGCUGCACUCUCCUCAGGUCACAUGAUGGCCGACCAGCAGCAGCUUCCUCCUCCACCCACACGUCACUUCCACAACCAGCAGAACAUGCAGAACAUGCAGAACCUGCAGAACAUGCAGAACCUGCAGAACCUGCACGCUUCCACGCUGACCUUCAAGUCUGCCCAACAGCACCAGGGAGGAAUUCCUGGACCCAGGCUUCCUGCUAAUGGAUGUGUGGGCCAGCCACGCCCCCUUGUGCCCAACCAGACACGCCCCCUAGUGCCCAACCAGACACGCCCCCUAGUGGCCAACCAGCUACGCCCCCUAGUGGCCAACCAGCUGAAAGGCUCGACUAAAUCUUCCGUUAUGCAAAGACAACUUAGUCAGCAACACCAGCGAGGAGAUGAAGACGACCCUCAGGAAGCGUUCAGCCGGCGUCUCACCAGGCCGCCCCCGGACUACAAAAGGAGCGUGGUGGGCGGGAACAUCUUCCCAGGCUCCUCCCACUCGGAGAAGGAGGCGUCGCCCAUGUCGUGCCACCUGCCAGGUGAGGUGAUGUCGUCAGACGGCAGCUUCGUGGGACACUUCCCGCACAAGAUCGCCUUCCCGGGCGCCAACACGCCAGGGAACUCCUCGGGGAUAAACGGCGUAGUGGAGUCCAACCGUCAGUACCAACAUGGCGCCCUGGCGGCAGCGCACAAGCACAUGGGCAUGCUUCCGUCUGUGGGCGACGUCUGUUCCAGAGCCUCUCCGGAGCAGAGGGUGCCGGCGGGCGGAUUCCCCGAGGUGACCCCUGGUGCCUACCAUGGCGGGCGCACCAACCACGUGACCUUUGACUUCCUGCCCGAGGGAGACAACAUGGUGCCAGGAAUCAACACCGACUCAGACUUCAUCGACUCGCUGCUCAAGUCGGGCUCAGGAAACGACGACUGGAUGAAAGACAUCAACCUGGACGAGAUUCUGGGGAAUCACACCUGACUUCUCCAGGGAUUUCAGAAACGUUCAUAUCAUAAAUGUUCAUUUCAUAAAUUUUCAUUUUAUAAACGUUCAUUUGAUAAACGUUCAUUUCAUAAACGUUCAUUUC